Balaenoptera acutorostrata (minke whale) is the source of this 4837-nucleotide messenger RNA. It is a transcript of the gene PIWIL1, whose product is annotated as piwi like RNA-mediated gene silencing 1. Gene Ontology annotation, biological process: regulatory ncRNA-mediated gene silencing. The transcript is spliced from 21 exons. The record is from RefSeq and is a predicted model, not a curated record. Gene Ontology annotation, cellular component: P granule. The coding region runs from base 1 to 2586 and encodes 861 amino acids. NCBI's taxonomy places the organism in Eukaryota, Metazoa, Chordata, Mammalia, Artiodactyla, Balaenopteridae. Gene Ontology annotation, molecular function: piRNA binding; protein binding.
AUGACUGGGAGAGCCAGAGCGAGAGCGAGAGGAAGGGCUCGUGGUCAGGAGGCGAUGCAGCACGUGGGCGCCGCUGCAACCCAGCAGCCUGCUUACAUUCAGCCUAGGCCUCAGCAGCGACCGGCCGAGGGGGAAUUGGUUGGCCGUGGACCACAGAGAGGAACAGUAGGAGCGACAGCCCAGCCACAAGAACUCCAGAUAUCUGCUGGAUUUCAGGAGUUAUCAUUAGCAGACAGAGGAGGCCGUCGUAGAGACUUUCAUGAUCUCGGUGUGAAUACAAGACAGAACCUAGAUCAUGUGAAAGAAUCAAAAACAGGUUCCUCAGGUAUUAUAGUAAGGCUAAGCACUAACCAUUUUCGAUUGACGUCCCGUCCCCAGUGGGCCUUAUAUCAGUAUCACGUUGACUAUAGCCCAUCAAUGGAAGCCAGAAGACUCCGCUCAGCUCUUCUGUUUCAACAUGAAGAUUUAAUCGGAAGGUGUCACGCUUUUGAUGGAACAAUAUUAUUUUUACCUAAAAGACUACAGCACAAGGUUACUGAAGUUUUUAGUCAGACCCGAAAUGGAGAGCAUGUGAAGAUAACAAUCACCUUGACAAAUGAACUCCCACCUACAUCACCAACUUGUCUGCAGUUUUAUAAUAUUAUUUUCAGGAGGCUUUUAAAGAUCAUGAAUUUGCAGCAGAUUGGACGGAAUUAUUAUAACCCAAGUGACCCAAUUGAUAUUCCAAAUCAUAGGUUGGUGAUUUGGCCUGGCUUCACUACUUCUAUUCUUCAGUAUGAAAAUAACAUCAUGCUUUGCACUGAUGUCAGUCAUAAAGUCCUUCGAAAUGAAACUGUUUUAGAUUUCAUGUUCAACUUGUUUCAUCAAACUGAAGAACAUAAAUUUCAAGAACAAGUUUCUAAAGAGCUGAUAGGUUUAAUUGUUCUCACCAAGUAUAACAAUAAAACAUACAGAGUGGAUGAUAUUGACUGGGACCAGAAUCCAAAGAGUACCUUUAAGAAAGCAGAUGGCUCUGAAGUCAGCUUCUUAGAGUACUACAGGAAGCAAUAUAACCAAGAAAUCACCGACUUGAAACAACCAGUUCUGGUCAGUCAGCCGAAGAGAAGGAGAGGCCCUGGAGGCACGUUACCAGGCCCUGCGAUGCUGAUCCCCGAGCUCUGCUACCUCACAGGUCUAACUGAUAAAAUGCGGAAUGAUUUUAAUGUGAUGAAAGACUUGGCUGUUCAUACAAGACUAACUCCAGAACAAAGGCAGCGUGAAGUAGGAAGACUGAUUGAUUACAUUCAUAAAGACGAUAACGUGCAGAGGGAGCUUCGAGACUGGGGUCUGAGCUUUGACUCCAACUUACUGUCCUUCUCAGGAAGAAUCUUGCAAGCAGAAAAGAUCCAUCAAGGUGGAAGAACAUUUGAUUACAGUCCACAGUUUGCAGAUUGGUCAAAGGAAACAAGAGGUGCACCAUUAAUUAGUGUAAAGCCACUAGAUAACUGGCUAUUGAUCUAUACUCGAAGAAAUUAUGAAGCAGCCAAUUCGUUGAUACAAAAUCUAUUUAAAGUUACACCAGCCAUGGGCAUACAAAUGAAAAAAGCAAUAAUGAUUGAAGUGGAUGAUAGAACUGAAGCGUAUUUAAGAGUCUUACAGCAGAAGGUCACGUCAGAUACCCAGAUAGUUGUUUGUCUGUUGUCAAGCAGUCGGAAGGACAAAUAUGAUGCUAUUAAAAAAUACUUAUGUACAGAUUGCCCUACUCCAAGUCAGUGUGUGGUGGCCCGAACCUUAGGCAAACAACAGACUGUCAUGGCCAUUGCUACAAAGAUCGCCCUGCAGAUGAACUGCAAGAUGGGAGGAGAGCUUUGGAGGGUUGAUAUGCCUCUAAAGCUAGCCAUGAUAGUUGGCAUUGAUUGCUACCAUGACACCACAGCUGGACGGAGGUCAAUUGCAGGCUUUGUCGCAAGCAUCAAUGAAGGGAUGACCCGCUGGUUCUCUCGCUGUGUAUUUCAAGAUAGAGGGCAAGAGCUAGUAGAUGGGCUCAAAGUCUGCUUGCAAGCUGCUCUGAGGGCUUGGAAUAGCUGCAAUGAAUACAUGCCUAGUCGAAUUAUCGUGUAUCGGGAUGGCGUAGGAGAUGGUCAGCUUAAAACAUUGGUGAACUAUGAAGUACCACAGUUUCUGGAUUGCCUAAAAUCUGUUGGUAGAGGUUACAGCCCAAGACUAACGGUCAUUGUGGUGAAGAAACGAGUGAACGCCAGAUUUUUUGCCCAGUCUGGAGGAAGACUUCAAAAUCCACUUCCUGGAACAGUUAUUGAUGUAGAGGUUACCAGACCAGAAUGGUAUGAUUUUUUUAUCGUGAGCCAGGCAGUGAGAAGUGGUAGUGUUUCUCCCACACAUUAUAACGUCAUCUAUGACAACAGUGGCCUGAAGCCAGACCACAUACAGAGGUUAACUUACAAGCUAUGUCAUGUCUAUUAUAACUGGCCAGGUGUCAUUCGUGUUCCUGCUCCUUGCCAGUAUGCCCACAAACUGGCUUUCCUCGUUGGCCAGAGCAUUCACAGAGAGCCCAACCUGUCACUAUCAAAUCGUCUUUACUACCUCUAACCUACAGAAGAAGACAAGAUGUAGCGCGCUCGAGAGUUCCAGCGGCUCCACGUCCUCGCCGGUCUCUGAUGAUGUCAGUCUUUUCCUUUUAGUGGGUGUGUGAUGUUAUCUCAUGUGGAUUAUUAAUUGCAUUUCCCUGCUGACUAAUGAUACUGAGCAUUUUUUAUGUGCAUAUUAACCAUUCUUAUAGCGUCUAUGACGUAGCUGCUCAGAUCUUUUGCAUACUAUCUUUUAAAUUGGUUGGUCUUAUUCAAUUGUAAAAUUUCUUUGUGUAUUCUGGGUAAAAGUCUUUUGUCAGGUAUAUGCACUAUGAAUGUUUCCUCUUUGUUUCUGGCUUCCUGUUUUGCUUUCUUAAGUAUCAAAGAGAAGAUAUUUUUAAAUUUGAUGGAGUCCAGUUAUCAGGGGUUUUUUCUCUUAUAAUUUGUGCUUUUUGUGUCCUGAAUAAGACAUCUUUCUAGCCAAAUUUCUCCUGUGUUUUCUUCUAGAAGUUUUAUAGUUUUAACAUUUUCAUUUAGGACUAUGUUCUGAGUUAAAUUUUGUGUAUCAUAUGGGGUAAGAGUCAGUUUUCCCUCCUAUGAAUCCCCCUUCUUUCUGCAGAAUUUCUAGAAAAUACCAUAUUUCCCCCAUUGAUUGCUUUGGCACCUUUGUUGAAAAUGAACUUACUAUAUAUGUAAGCAUCUAUUUGUUCCAUUGAUUUAUAUAUAUCUUAAUUUAUAUAUAGCUAUAUUUUACAUACAAACAACACUGCCUUGAUUACUGUAGCUUUAUAAUGUCUCAAAAUUAGGCAAUGUUAGUCUUUCCACCUUGUUCAUCUUUUUCAAAAUGGUUUUGACUAUUCUAGGUCGUUUGCAUUUCUUUAUAAUUUUUUAAUCAGUUUAUCAAUUUCUGGAAUAAGCCUGCUGGAAUCUUGACUGGCAUUUCACUGAAUCAGUAGAUUUACCCGGAGGGAAAUUGGCAUUUAACAAUACUGAAUCUUCCAAGCCAUUAACAUUUUUUAUAUCUCUAUUUAGGAGCUUUUUCAUAGUCUUUAGGCAAUGUUUUACAUUUUUCAGUAUAUAAGUCUUGUAUGUAUUUUGUUAAAUUUGUCCCUGAGAAUUUCAUGUUUUUGAUGCUACUAUAACUGAUUACAUUUAUUUCUUUCUUUAUUUUGUAUCAGUUAUAUAUCUAUAUUUUAAUGUCUGUCUGUUCCCUGCUGGGAAGAUUGAUACAAAAUAUGCAAUUUAUACAAAAAUACAAUUGAUUUUUUUAUGUCGACCUUGUGCCCUGUCACCUUGCCAAAUUCACUUAUUAGUACUAACCGCGUUUUGUGGAUAUCCCUUAACAUUUUCUGCAUAAACAAUGUCAUCUGCAAAUAAAGACUGUUUUACUUCUUCCUUUCAAAAGUGUAUGACUUUUCUUUCCUUUUCUUUCCUUAUUGCAAGGCUAGAAACUCCAGUAUAGUGUUGAAUACAAGUAGUCAAAUGGUCAUCCUUGUGUUGUUUUUCUGUUUGACAGAAAGGGCAAGUGGUCAGUCUUUCAUCAUUAUGUAUGUUGACUGUUAACUUUACCAAGUUGAGGUAAAUUCCUUUAUUUUCCUGGUUUCCUGCACAGCUGUUGAUUUUGUCCAGUGCUUUCCUUGCAUUUAUUGAAAUGACUGGGUAGCUUUUCUCUUUUGUUCUGUUAAUACACUAAAACACCUUGAUUUUCUUCAACAUGUUCAACCAACCUUCAUUCCUGGGUUGAACCACAGUUAAAUAUAGUGUAUCAUCCUUAUAUAUUGUUGGAUUCAAUCUGCUAAUGUUUGGUUAAGGAUUUUUUUUCUAAUCUACAUUCAUGAUGCUACUGGUCUGUAGUUUUCUUACAAUGUCUUUGCCUAGUUUUGGUAAUCAGGAUAAUGCUGGCCUCAUGAGUUUGAGCAUUUUUCUUUCUUCUCUCUUCUCUGGAAGAAUUUGUGUGCAGUGGGCCGUAUGUAUUCCUUAAACGUUUCGUAGUAUUCACCAAAGCUAAGUCCAGCUCAUUAUCACUUUGGGCUUGCCUACAUUUUCAUAUUUUAGGAAAUUUGUAAACGUGUUCAAAAGAUUUAAUCCUGGUUACUUUUACUGAUUUUAUUAUUUUUUUUGGAGAGAUUGUCAUUAAUUUCUUUUUGCUGUGGUAAAGUAUAUGUAACAUAAAGUUUACCAUUUCAACCAUUUUUAAGUGUGUAGUUGCAUUAAGUACAUUCACAUUGUUGUGUAGACUUUAAUUUCUUAUACUGAUAUUUCUUAAACUGGAA